GGACGGAAGUGGGGCACGGUGACAGCUUGUGUUUGCAUUUGCCCGGAAGAACGAGCGAUAUCCAUUUCUAUUAAUAUUAAUAAACGUUUUUUUUUUUAUUAUAACUGCAUUUUAACCAUAAAAAAAUGAUUCCCAACGAAGAUAUCGGAGGCAGGAAGAGGGCUAUAGAGGAGAAGCUCAAGCAGGUUACAUUAUUAUCCUUAUAUCCUGUAUAAUGCAUGAAUUAUUAUUAUUUCCCUCCCCAUUAAUGACAUAUUUCUUCAGCUUUUCUCAUUGAUGUAAUUUUAGUAUUCUAAUGUUAUUCUACGUCAUAUUUCAUUAUAGAUGUGAUUUCAGGAUACCAAUAUUAUUUUUCUCCAUAUUGUAUUAUUGUUGUCAUUUCAGUAUGCAUGUUUUUUUAUUUUAAUAUCUUAUUAGCAUUUAUGUAGAGCCAGCAUUUUCACUUUACCAUUAUACACCAGGGUUAUUAAACAAGUCCUACAUAAUGCUCCCCCAUUCCCAUUUGAACUCUGUAGCUGAAAACAUUGAAUGUUUUCAAUUCAGGGUGUAGGUGUCUCUAGUGGCUGUCACUUGAGGGUUUUUAAACUAUCCAUUAAUGGCACAGCUUGAUCAAGGAAUAGCAAAUUUAUGAACAAAAUUAAAAAGCCAGUAACAAAGCUGAGUAUGGCAUUAUACUUUUUUUGGGGGGGGGAGAAGAAUGUCUGAUCAUUGGUCUCUUACAACUGUAUUAUUUUUUUGUCACAGGAAGAAGAAACCCUGAGCUUCAUAAGGGAGAGUCUGGAUAAGAGCGAUCAGUUAACUAACAAUAUGGUAAGUGUGUAUGUUUAAUUAUGCAUUAUUAUUAUUAUUAUUAUUAUUGCCAUGUAUGUUGGGGAACACCAGGCACCAGAACAGCAAUCAUGUACCUGAUAAAGUAUCAUGCAAGAAAAAUCCUUAUUUAUUAGAGUAUUCUACUAAAAACCAGAAAUGUAUGAAUGUUGCAAAAAGUAAACAAACAAGCUAGCCAUUCUGUUUACCAGACCCCCUUCACCAGUAGUGACUUAUUUGUAGGUAUGAAGGGUACUGCCCUACUAAAUAAUCAGUGUCAUAUUAAGAAUAAAAAAAAAAGAAAAGUCUAUUGCCAGUAGUAAAAGAAUAAACUCAAAAAGCGUUAAUUUGCAGAUUUCCAUUAUAAAUUGUAAAGAUAAUCUAUACAGCACUACAGUACAAGAAUUGUACCUCCCCUUUUUAAAGCACAGCACAGAUUGACUCUGAUAAAGAUGAUGCUUGUCAGGAUAAGUUAUCGAGAAUGUGUGUGUGUGUGGGUGUGCGAGCGCGCGCGCGCCUUACAUCAUUUUUGAAAAAUGCCCCAUCUGGAACCACAGGAAGCUGCCAGGAUGAAAACCAAUACAAUUAACCACUAGGUUAUAAGAGCGCGUACAGAACACUGGUUCCCAAUAGGUUGAUCCCCAGAUGUUUAAAAACGACAGAUUCCAUGAUGCUUUGCAAUUCUAAAACCACGCAAAGCAUUAUGGGAUAGUUCUACAACUACCUUUUGGGCAACCCUGGUAUAGAAUUAUCUAAUUAUAAAGCUCAACUGUAAUACCAACAUUGUGUGUUUGCCAAAAAUGUUUCCCUCAGAUACGUGUACUUUUGUCUAUGACAAAAAUGUGUUCACCAAUAUCAAACUGUGGAUCCGGUCAUUGACAUGGUUAUUAACUGUAGUGAGAGGUGUGCCACACACAUUUAUUUGCAAUGAAUUGGUCAUAUCUCUAGUGAUCAAAGGGUUAAGGCCAAUAGAUCGAGAGGGAGUUGAGUCAAAUUCCAUGGUUAUAGUCUGGUGGCACAUCAUCUAUAAACUUCACCAGCUGCUGUUUGCCCCUUUCUUUAACUUUCCAGACCAAAACCAAAUGUUAAAGGGCCACUAUAGGCUCCCAGACCACUUCAGCUCAAUGAAGUGGUCUGGGUGCCAGGUCCAUCUAGGGUUAACCCUGCCUGCUGUAAACAUAGCAGUUUCAGAGAAACUGCUAUGUUUACAUUAGAGUUAAUCCAGCCUCUAGCGGCUGUCUCACUGACAGACGCUAGACGCACUUCUGCGAUUCUCACUGUGAUUUUCACAGUGAGAAGACGCCAGCGUCCAUAGGAAAGCAUUGAGAAAGCUUCCCUAUGGACUGAAUGCACGCGCGGUUGUUGCUCCGCAUGCGGCGGAAGAGGGAGGAGAAUCCCCAGCGCUGAAGGAGCCCGGCGCUGGAGAAAGGAAAGUGUUUAACCCCUUCCUCAUUCUAGAGCCCGGCGGGAGGGGGACCCUGAGGGUGGGGGGGGGGACCUAUUAAUACUAUAGUGCCAGGAAAACAAGUUUGUUUUGCUGGCACUAUAGGGGUCCUUUAAGACCGUGGCCUGAAAAUGGUCAGCUAUAACUCCUGCUUACUGAAUGAUGGGUUCAUUCAAUCAUGCCAAGCAUACACGUGUACUAGCAAUUCUUGCAUACUUUUUGUUUUUCUUCCAGUAGCUGAGAUACCAUAAAUAGCUGCAUUGGGCGUUUUUGUCAAUCUUUGUAUUCAUUUGUAAUGCUGUCAUAAAUGUUCUCUUGUUGCUGUAAAUUUACUAGAAGUUAUUAUUCUGUUUUCAGGUUAUUGCCCAAAACUUCCAGAAAAUUUUAUUUUAGUCAGUUAAUUCCAUAUCUGAACUGCUGUGACUGUAAAACAAAUAGAUAAUUAAAGGGACAUUGUAUGCCAUAUAACCAUUUUCAAUCCAUUUAACACCGAAUGAGGGUCCCUUGCUUCCCAGAGCUCGGUCGACACUGGAGCUGUGGUUAAGGCAGGGAUUACAUACUUUCUUGUUGCCAUGCUCAUACCUGCAAUGACACUCUGAUGGGCUGAAUGUGGUCUGCUGACACUCUCAGCCAAUCACUGCUGUCUAAUGCUUCCUAAUUAGCUUGUCUGUUCUCUGAAACAUUUCUUUAUUCUCAUUUUACUGUCCUUCUUUAUUUAUAGGUAUCUAUUCUGUCCUCCUUUGAGAGUAGACUGAUGAAGCUGGAAAACUCUAUUAUCCCAGUGCACAAACAAACAGAGACAUUGCAAAGGCUUCAGGAGAACGUGGAGCGUACCCUUUCCUGUCUUGACCAUGUCAUCAGUUACUACCAUGUGGCCACAGAGACAGAGAAAGUCAUCAAAGAAGGGUAAAGAGGAAGCUAUCUUGCAAAGGCUCUGUUUAAUUCUAUUAAAAAAAUUCAGAGCUGUGUAUUUUGAUAUCUAUCCACUAAAAACUGGGCAAUCUAGAAAAACUAUAAGCACAUGAGUUGAAAAUUGCAAUUAAACUUGCCUGUAAUCCAGAGAGAAGACAUCCUCUUAACAGUAAUUCAAAGCCCCUAGCGGCUGUCUGCCACUAGAUGUGGGGAUUGCAAAAGAAAAUGGUGCCAUUUCUAAGAAACCGUAGGGCUUUCACCUGCAAGGAUGCAGGUGCUGCUUCUAUGCACCAAAAUCCCUUCAUUAAGAUCAAGUGGUUUUGGCGUUUAUAUUUUGCCUUUAGAACAAUGAAAGUGAUGUUAAUGGGGAAGUGCAUUGCACAGUGCAAUUAUAAAUAUGAGGACAACGAGGAAGCAGGUCCUUCAAGUGGGUAAUUUAUAGGGACUCACUUUGGAAGCGUGCAGAUCUGAUAGAGUACAAGCUACGUGAACGUAUCAUGUACAAACUCAUGUUGAACAAAAGAAAUAAACUAUGGAUAGGGUAUAGAUAAAACUUCCAUCUUUAAAAAAUUAUGUUGCUAAUCAAAUCACCGUCAAAAGAUGUACAGGAUGAAUUGAUAGCUCCGCUCCCUAUGAGGGAAUGUGAGCACAAAUAAUGAGUUACUUAGAUUUGUUUUUACUGUUACACUGGUUUUAUUAGCUUAACAAUGCAAACUAUAGGAUAGUGAGGUCAUUUGAACCUGCCUUAAAAUGUUCGGUGAUGGAGAAUACUCACGAAAAGUUUGAAAGAUGACCGAUAUCUGUUUGUAUAUUGUAGCACUGUUUACCAUCUUAUAGGCAAUAUCAUGAAAUGUACUGUACUGUUAUUGAUACUACAGCUCUCAUACAGUCAUUCGGUCUUGCUGUCACAGAUUGAUAAGACUGAACAAUCCAUUUGUAAUUGGUCUGUGCUCCUAUGCAACAAUAUUGAACUUGUGUAAUGAUUGCUGUGGUAUAACGUAUUCCUGCCUUUACAGAUAAUAAAUAUACAGCUCUGUACAGGUAAUAUAACAAUGUCUGGUUUUAUUCAUUAACCUAUGAGUUAUAAACUGACAUCAAUUUUAAACAAAAUAGUUAUUUAAAAAAAUUAAAAAUCAGUUCUGCUGAAGUGGAAAUUAUUUUCUGUUGCAAGUCCAAAUAAAUAACUGUUUAGUUAAUAACCCCUUAGAAUAAGUAAUUCAUUUAUCAUUUACUAGGUAUAUUUUUACCCCGAAUUUGACCUUACAUUCCCUGCUGCCUUAUAACCAUUUCCUUUCUGUCUCUCAGGCCCUCGGGGCGGUUGGAAGAAUAUCUCGGUUGUAUCGCCAAAAUCCAGAAGGCUGUUGAGUAUUUUCAAGACAACAAUCCGGACAGCCCUGAACUGAACAGAGUUGUACGUUCUCUGGUCCUAGGCUUUGAUGUGACAGCAAAUUAUGCAUUUAUAGUUUUUUUAUUGCUUGGAUUUACAAAGUUUCCAUUAAACCUGAAUAGUUAUGGGUGCUCAUUAUUAAUAGCUGCUUCGCAUUAUAUGGGGUGUUACAAGUACAAGUGGGAAGUAAUUUUCAGAUGAAUAGGUACAUGGUAUAAUCACGUAAAGGGACACUAUAGUCACCAGAACAACUAUAGCUUAUUGUAUUUGUUCUGGUGAGUAUAAUUCCCUUCAGGCUUUUUGCAGUAAACACUGUUUUAUCAGAGAAAAAACAUUGUUUACAUUACAGUCUAGGGAUACCUCCACUGGGCACUCCUCAGAUGACUGCUAGAGGUGAUACCUGGGGCAGUGCUGCACAUUGUGAAGACUGCAUGAAAACCCUCUGCAUGGAGACCCUGAACUUUCCUCAUAGAGAUGCUUUGAUUCAAUGCAUCUCUAUGAGGAGAUGCUGAUUGGCCAGGGCUGUAUUUGGCUUGUGCUGGCUCUGCCCCUGAUCUGCCUCCUUGACAAGCUCUGUUUUCCUAUGGGAAAGCAUUGUGACUGUCUGAGAUCACCACUUCCAGCAGACUGGAAUAAAAGUAAGAUUUUACUAUAUUUAGCAGGGCCAGGGGGGCUAGAUGGUAUUUUAACACUGAAGGGUCAGGAAUACAUGUUUGUGCUAAAAAUGUAAUGAUGGGUGUAAUUGUUUCUAUAUGUUUGUUUGAUCCCAGAGGAAAUAUAUAUAUUUUUUUUAUGUUCAAACCAUAACAGGAAAUUCACUUUGUAAUUUCUGUAAGUUCAACCUAUUGUCUAUAUGUUGUGAUUCUUAGAGUGGUAUACUGAUAUAUUUCUGGUCUUGUACUGGAUUAGUGCAGAAAAAGUUGAGAAAGUAAUGAUACAGCAGCAUGUUUAUAUGUCUUGGUCUUUGCAGAAAUCUCUGUUUGAGAAAGGGAAAGAGUCUUUAGAUGCUGAGUUCCGAGGCCUCUUGCAGAGACAUAGUAAGCCUGUGCCACCUAUUCUUAUCUUGGACUUGAUUGGCACUGAUGAGGAGCUGGAUGCUCAGGAAGAAGGACUCCUGGAACAUUUGCCCGAAGGAAGUCUGCAGGAUGUCAUUCGUAUAUCACAAUGGCUAGUAGAGUACGGAAGGAACCAAGGUAAUUUGUUUGCUGUAUGAGUCAAAUUAAAGUAUUGACUUUAAAUAGAAAUCCUCCUAUUUUUCUCUCUAUUUGGUCUCUGUUCCCUUGGACUCCUAUUUAUUCAUUCUAUUGAUCCUCACUUUCAGAUGGAUUUCUGUUCUGUUUGUAAACUUCUUUACAUUUUUCUCAUGUCUCUAUAUUUGCAUGCUUUUUACUCUAGAUUUCAUGAAUGUAUACUAUCAGAUACGCUCCAGUCAGCUGGAUCGUUCCAUCAAAGGUUUAAAGGAACACUUUCGGAAGAAUAGUUCAUCUUCAGGAGUGCCCUAUUCCCCAGCUGUGCAGAACAAGAGGAAGGACACUCCUACCAAAAAGCCAGCCAAGAGACCAGGUCAGACAAAUGUUGAGAUCACUUACAGAAGUAGCUUCUGAGAGCAUUCUCAAGUAUACACCUCCGCGUGUUUCUUUAGAACAUUUUCUAAUAACGUUUAUUUUCUCCUCAAGGGGCAGACUAUGCAUCAGAACCAUUACAACACACAGUAGUGGUUUUUGCCAGCAGUGCCUUGGUACUAUCCCAUGCUAAGUAGUCAAAUCAUUUUAUAUAUCCCAUAGAACCUCCGGUCUAACCCCCUAUCCUGGCUUAAAAUGUGCUUGUUUGUGCGAAAUUCAUUGACUGACAAAUAUGGAAUUGAUAGAACUGUCAUAAAAUGAGGCAGAAACAGAGGUAUCAGGGGCCAUGAACCAGUUGAUCAGUUUGAUUGCUUACUAUCGGAUAGUGCCAGGACACUCCUGGCGCCAAAAACACUACAUUGGGUUUUUGGGUAGUAAUGAUUAAGGUGUCUAGGCUGACCCGUUAAUCCACGAGUUAUGUUGUACUUCAUUCCAUCGUUUGUCUUUUUUAUUUGCAUAUAAUCACCAAGAUGUAUAUAUGUAUGUGUGUGUGUAUAAGUAACCUAAAGAUAGUAAUGUAAACCUCAUAACAGGAGCCACUUAAAUCAGACCUAUAAAACCUCUCAUAUGGAAAAUUGGAUUUAUGAGAACAAAAUGUGCUGUAGGGCACUCCUGUAAAAAGCCAUUUUCUAUUGGAUGAUUUUUUUUAAUAUUAAUAGUUACAUGAAGUCCUACCAGCAAACUCCAGUGAACAACAACGGUACCCUACUGUAUGCUUGUGUCAUAGUACAUGUAAUCUACACAAUGGCUUAUAGUGUGCUCAUGUGUAAUAUAUAGCAGAUGGUCCCUUCCUGAUGCUCUACAAGAGUAGCAUACUAAGGAGCAGGCAGAUACCUGCUUAUAUUUUUGGAGAAAACUGAAAUUCUGAUUAUAUUUCAUGAGACAUUGACCAUAUUGUUUCCUUUUUUAUAUGUCCCGUUCUCAGUCUUCAUACCAGGUAAUGCGUUUAUUCCUUGCAGUGUGCUGAGGCAUUAACCUAGAUUAAGCAUCACGUAAUGUCCAUGCAGCCUCAUUUAACACAUCUAAGGCAUGUGUAACACCAAGCUUUGAGCCAGCUUCUUUGUUUUAAUAUGACGUAUCCAUGUUUUAAUGCCAUUAUAGCUUUCUGUAAGUCUUUGCACUGGCUGAGGAGUCAGGCUAUCUAGGAUUUUCCUAUUGGCAACACAAGACUUGUUUCAUUCACUUAUGGUUUUUUUUUUUUUUUUUUCUGUUCUCAUUGUCUUUUCAUCUUUCUCUUUAGCAAUUGUUCUUGUGACAUUAAUCCAUUAUUCUAUCAGCCUGCAGCCACCCAAGAGAACAGGCCUCUCCGAGUGUCCAAAGCUAGUGGGUGGAAGGAGCCCUUUUCUGUUUCCCCACCCCACCUCACAUGAACUGGUGGCUUGAUUCUUUACUCUGAUCCUAAAUUUCUCCAGCGCUUUCUUUAAUGCACCAAGCAUGCUGUCACUCUGUAUAAAGGCAAUAGUUUUAUAGCUGUGGGUUCCAACCACACCUUUAUAACCAAAUGUGUGUUAUAAUAAUAGAAGCACUUGAAAAUUUUUAAAGCAAGGUAACUGUGAGCCUGCAAUUUAAAUUAAAGGACUACUCUGGGCACCAUAACAACUUCUUUGCAAAGAGGGUGCCAUCUUACUUUAAGGCGAUAAACCAUUAUAAUAUUCGCAAAUAGCUUAACCCCACGCUUUGGAAUACGGUGCCCCAUCACUCUGCCCAGAUACUGCCUUUCUUAUUCCGAGUCUUCAAUCAGAAUACCUUUGACCGGGCAAUGCUGUUAGAUCGAUAGUGUCAGCCUAUAACUGGCUCCCCAUUCAGAUAAAUGAAUGAAAAGAGUAUAUAUCUUGCUCACUCACUUUUUCUGAAUGCGGAGCUAGUGAUAGGCUGAAGACGUUCGGCUCUGCCCGGUCCAAGGCUCUCUGUUUUAAUCCAGUGAUGGCUAACCUUGACACCAUAAAUUGUUUCUGGACUACAUUUCCCAUGAUACACAGCUAGCGUUUAGACUCUAAAAGCUAGCUGAGCAUCAUGGAAAAUGUAGUCCAGAAACUAUUUAUGGUGUCAAGGUUAGCCAUCACUGGUUUAAAGCCUCAGACCAAGAAAGAAAUUAGCUGGUCAGAUUGAUCGAGCACAGUCUUCCAAUGUCUGUGACUAAACUGCUUAUUAGUGAUUUAACUCCUUGAAGUUAGGACCCUGCAACGUCCUAGCACUAUAUCAACUUUAUUGCAAUGCAGUUGUUAUGUUGUCUAUAGUAACCCUUUAAGCUACCAAUGUCAGAUCUAUUAAAGGACCUAUCACUGCGUGGGAUAUUAAGUAUUCACAGAUUCUUACAGAAACAUUGCUUCAUGCCCUAGAUUCUACAGUUUUGUUUUUUUUGUUAUUGCCAGAAAUUUACAUAUUUCUGGCUAGAAAUGUUGUUAGAUUAAGAUUUACAUUGUCUUUUAAAAGAGAAGCCCUUGAGAUGACAUAGUUCCUGCAUAUCGAGAAUUUAAAAAUGAAACACAUUGGUAGAACAAAAUAUAGAAAUUUACCAAUGAAGACAUGGGACCUGCACAUGUUUUGUUAUUCCAUUUGAUAUACAUUUCAGUUUAGGUUUAUGGUUUUGUAUCUAAAUGGAAGGUACAGUUUGUCAGACAGUGUAAGUUUCUGUGUUUCCUAAAUGGAGUAGUGUCUCCUUUCUGCAGUUUUCAGCAUGCUCUGGCCAUUGGUUACUACAGCACAGUGAUGUUUUCGGAACUAACUCAUUUUAAGAUGGUCGUGUGAUCUUGGGCUGGGGAUUGUCUCUAUCUCUUCUCCAUUUUGGUGUCCCUGGGUUUUCCUGCUCACUCUCCAAGUUCUUGUUCCCCUCCCUCUUCUUUCUUUUCUACACUUUUUGGUGACAGGCACUAUCCGCAAGGCUCAGAACCUCCUCAAACAGUACUCACAACACGGGCUUGAUGGGAAAAAGGGAGGGUCCGGUCUUGGAGUCCUGGAAGGUAAUUUGCAUGUCUUUCAUCCUUUUCUUGGGUGAUUGGUUUUCAAGGGCCUUGCUCGCUUUGAAUCUCAGAUCAGAACACCUUCUCGAGUAGUGUUCUAGAUGAAGAUUUAAAAUCAGCAGUGGUUGAACUCUGAAUUAAAUGGCAUAGCUUUCAAGUGCAGGCUGCAUCCUUUAGAGAAAAUAUUACCCUAUACCUUCGCUCAGCUCAUAAAGGCAAGGCAAAGUGUUAAAGAAAUUAUAGAAGAACUGAAUUCGAAAAUGGCUACAUACAAUAUAUUGUAUACAAAAAAAAAAAGACAAGGCAAUGGAAAAUUAUUGCUAUGUUGUCAAUUGAAACGGAUGUAGCCUGCAGGGUUUGAGAGUUAUGUUAUCUGAAGCUGGAGGGAGCACAUCUUACCUGCACGUUAAUCCACCCAAUUCCACCUUUUUCGGACACCGGACAGCCACUCUGAGUGACCUAGGCCUGUCUGUGACAUGCCAGAUAACUCUAUCCCCUGCCUCCCAACUGAGCAGGUCAUGAUCAAGAAUCUCGUGGCCGAUACCACGGAGAGACCGUGGGAGAGAAACAUGGGUCAGCCACUGGUAAGUACUUUGUUCAGAUGGGACAUACAGGAUAGUCUUCUCACUGCGAGUCAUACAAGUUUGUUUUUUUUCCUAUAUGUCUUGGAGAACAUUACUGUUACAUGACAGAGAAUACCAUUGCCUAUUGGUGAAUGAGCACAAUACGACUGUUACACCUGAAAUGUUAUGAUUCAAUCUAGGUAAGGAAGAUGUGCUGGAUCUGGAAACAGACACCUACAUAUACUGUAUCAGUGCUUUUGUGCGCCUUGCGCAAAGUGAGUACCUGUUACUGAUGGACAUCAUUCCUGAGCACCACCAGAAGAAGACCUUUGAUUCUCUCAUUCAGGUGGGAUACCUUCUACAUUGCAAUCCCCUUGAUGCUUGUGCAAAAUAGAGAACUUUCUUUGAUCAUGGACCUUAUCUUUUAGCCCAUUGAACCUACCUGUUUUUUUUUCUUUACAGGAGAGCUUAGAUAACCUCAUUUUGGAAGGAGAGAACAUUGUCUUGGCCGCCAAGAAAGCCAACUCUAGACAUGAUUUCACGUCUGUCCUUAGUAUCUUUCCCAUCCUAAGACACCUCAAGCUCACUAAACCUGAGUUUGAUAAAGUUCUGCAGGUUCGUAUUUAGAAAGGGGGACAUCCUCUUUAAAUUGAUAUCUAUUCACAAUGUCAAAUUCCAAAGGCCUCACAGAGUAGUGCAAAUAGGAAGGAAUUUUAUUCAGGAUCAUGAGAACAAAAUUCUAUACAAUGUUUCGGUGUCGAACCUUAAUCAUGUAUGACGCCGAAACGUUGUAUAUAAUUUUAUUCUCCUGAUCCUGAAUGAAACUUCUUCCUCUUUCCACUACUCUGUAAAGCCUUUGGAAGUUGAUUUUUUUAAAAAAAUAUUUCUAAGGGACUGCAGGUUCCUUCCACGGUGCUUCAGGCGUGGUAGCAGACUUUAAUGGGUUCUUUUUGGAAUUGGAUAUAUUCACAAUGUAUUCUCCCUUCUCAGGGCACUGCUGCCAGCACCAAAAACAAGCUGCCGAACCUUAUCACCUCUAUAGAAACAACUGGAGCCAAAGCCCUUGAGGAUUUUGCCGAUAGUAUUAAGGUAAGGCACCCCCCAUACAUUGCGUGGAACAUCUAUCUUCUCAGUGUUAUAAGGCUUGGUAUGACUUCAGAAAUGUCCUUUCCGUUUCCUACAGAAUGACCCUGACAAAGAGAACAGCAUGUCCAAGGAUGGCACAGUACACGAGCUGACCAGUAAUGUAAGCACAAAUCAUUGAGAUGGGAUUGUGUCUUUAAUGUUGUUAUGUCUGUGACAAUACAAGUAACUAAGCUACUUACCCUCUUCUUCUUGUUGUCCAGGCCAUCCUUUUCCUGCAACAGUUGCUUGAGUUCCAGGAGACUGCAGGUGCAAUGCUUGCUUCACAAGGUAAUCCUGUGCCACCCCUCCCUUAUCGCAUGCUGCCCCUUCAUCAAUCCAGAACAACCCUGACUUUCUUUUUAUGGAAAGUAUGUUUUUGCUGUAUGUUGUCAUAUAGGUCACCUCCUUCAAACAUCAACUUCAUUACUUGUUUGUAUUGAAGGAAUGAGUCAUUUUAGGAAGCAUCAACAUAAUUUAAAUUUAAUAUUUCUGUAAACCAUUUUUAAAUGUCCUUUUUGAGAAUAUCAUCUACUUUAAUCUCAUCAUUCUCUAAUAAUAGGUGUCUAACUUUUUUUGUAUGUUUUUCUGAUUCUUGACUUCUGACUUAUCCUGUAUACAUAGUAUUUUUGAAACUGAAGAUGAAAAAUGUAAAUUGUUUCACACAAUAUGCACCUACCUGAUAUUAUUUGUGUCUUAGCGGAGUCACUCAUCGUUUUACAUUUUUUGCUUUCUUUUCCUUCUCGUAUCCAUCCAUCCUCUUGUACACUUUCUAAGUCACUGUGUUGACUAUUUUUCUAUUCUGCUUCACCUCUGUGAUUCACAACUUUUUAGUUUUACCUUGUCUCUCUCUCAAACUAUGUUGCAUAUCUUCAUCUAAGUGCUAUUGAGUCUUUUUCGCUUGUCUGUCUCUGUGCUCUCCAUCCUAUUCGUCCUGUGUCUCGCUGUGCUUUCCAGCCAAGUAAACUAUUUCUACCUCUGUGCUUCCCAGACAGAUACAUUAUUCUCUAUCUCUUUACUCUGUUGCCUGAUUAUCUUGUUUCUGUCUCUGUGCCCUCCAACUAAAGUGCCUUGUCUCUAGCACUGUGCUCGCCAAUCAAAUAACCUAGUCUUUAUCUCGGUGUCCCCAUCCAGAUUAUCUCUAGGUCAGCCCUUUCUAACCCAAGUUUUACUAAACAUUUUACAGUGCAGGAUUUUGGCAUAUUCUUAUUUGAGCAAAGGUGAAGUAAAAUAGUAGCAGUUCUCUGGCUGGAUGGAACAGUGAGCUCACUGUCUCUGAUGGCACAGCUUUCUGGUUUUACUGCAAUGCCAGUCUGCAAUAUGUAAAGUGCCUGAGAAUUAUAUUGUUUGAUAGACGAGGGUCAUCACACCUCUAGAAUGUAAGCUCAUUGAGCAGAGCCCUCCCCCUCUCUGCUCCUGUACGUCCAGUUGUCUGGUUACAAUUACAUGUAUGUUAGUCCACCCAUUGUACAGCGCUAUGGAAUUUGAUGGCGCUAUAUAAAUAAUAAAAUAAUAAUAAUCACUGACCUGUUAGUUGCCAACCACUGGUGAAUAGUUUAUAAGUGCUGAUUUAGACAGGGAGUUUCCAAGAUAAGGAUGUCUUAUGUUCAUUUGGAUUUUAGGGACCAUGAGCCUGUUGUAGGUAUUAUGUUUAUUUAUUGAGGGAGCGGGGAAACAACAGGUGAACAUUGAAUGCCUUCAUGUUGUUUGUUCUUCUAGUAACUUUAGAAUCCUCAAAGUCCAGGUGUCUUUAUGUAGCACAGUCCCGGUUCCCCAAUUUAAUUUGCCUAACCAGUCUUCCAUUUUCCAAUGCAUACUACAAUCAUAGGUAUGCAGAUGAAUUAGCAACAUGCUGUGCAUGCACAGUAAAACAAUGAGCAGAAAUCCCCUAUAAUGCACUCCUAGAAGAGGCCACCGUACCCGUCCUUUCAUGUCUGGUCGGUCUGUUUGCUGGAAAGUACUGUAUUUAUCUGCUCCUGGCAGAUAUCCUGAAUAGCAACUGUAUUAAGUUUGGUUUUUUUCUUUUGUUUUUUGUAUCCCACAUUUGUCCAUACAGCCAUUCUAUUUUGUUUUCUCACUCUGUUUCACCAACAUUGUUUUUUGUUUCUAUACUCUUACUUUCUCCUUAUUCUCUGUUUUUGGCUUACUUCCUUAAUCUAUUUCCUUCUUACAUCUCUCAAUUUACAUUGACUUUUCUGCCUUCCACUCGCCUUCUCUUACUGGAAUCCCCUAUAUUAUCUCCUUUCCGACUGCACCCAUAACUUUUUGCUUUAGUAACUUUGUCUUUUCUAUUUACUGCACUAAACUGAUUUAUGUUCCCCCCCUCUUGUUCUUCUGGACCUUUUUCCCACUUUGCUUCUCUCUCCUUUCUCUUCCUGCUCUAUUCUCAAUAGUUCUUGGGGACACUUACAAUAUUCCUAUCGAUCCUAGAGGUAAGCAGUGUAAUAUUCUAAGGGUUCCAUGAAUUCUGUUCCCUGUUUACUAUUUAAACUCACAGUUUGUGAUGAAGAAAACAUUAAACUAUGUAUAUAUUUGGCUCACUUGAUAUUUUUCUUUUCUUUUUUUCCCCAUUGAGAAAAAAGUUAUUGUAUAUAGUCUGCUGCCUAUAUAUUUAGAAUAUAAUUUCUCUUUCUUUGAUCUGACCUCUGCCUUCCUAAGGGUCAAGCUUAAACAGACACUCUCAACUAUAUCCCAUCUAGGAGUUAAAUCACUUUUUUUUUUUUUUUUUAUACAUCCCUAGCUACACCUUCUUUGGCUUAGACUCACACAGCCUUCCUACACACUUCCUGAAAAGCGCUACAUUUUUAUAAUUGCAAAGUGUGUUUAAUUUAUAAUUUUUAAUCUCGUGCUCUAUAAAUUGUCUACUUGAAUCUGGAGCAGCCUCCUGUGUGUGUUUAAAGUUUUCAGUAGAUGAGAACUUCUAAGGUAAAUACACUCUGCUGUAUGCACAUGGUUUUUGAAUUUAGUUGAUCAACAGCUGUUGGAAGUUUUGUCAUUUAAACUCCCCAUCAUUAGAGCUUCAAAAUAGAAGUGUGACAAGUUUUCGUUAAACACGUGCAUUGUCUGUUCUACACUGAUUGUCUUAUAUGUAUACAAUUUAUAGGUGCUGUUAUUUUGUAGUAAAUCUACUACUUCUCUGUGACGGUUACUAUAGAACAUCUACAUCAGAAGCAGGCAACCUUUGGUACUCCAGAUGUUGUUGACUACAUGUCCUAUAAUGCUCUUAUAGCCAUAAUGCUGGUAAAGCAUCAGGGGAGAUGUAAUCCACAAUAUCUGGAGUGCCAAAGGUUUCCUAUCCCUGAUCUACAUGUAUCACUCCCAUGCCCUGAAAUCAGUGCGUGGGAAAAUCUGGCAAUUAUUUCAAAAUGAUUUAAAUGUGUGAGAGCUAUGUCGUAAGUCAGCCAGAUUCUAAUUUGUAAAGGAUGAGGUUUUUUUUGCUGCUAAUUACCACUUUCUAGUUAAGAACAAUAAGAAUGUUUAGGCUGUGCAUUGUACUAUCCUAAAUAACAAAUGUUCGUUUUUGGAAGAUGGAACAGUGGGUAAACUUUAUGGACCAAUUUCUCAUCAGAAGUUGUCAUUUCUAUUAAGUACCAGAAGGGAGCAGUCUAUCACCACUCUUAAAAUGUGGCUUAUGUGUUUUAUGAGACUGUAAUUUUAAACCGGUUUUAUUUUCAUGGGUAGGGGUGGGGGCAGUGUAGCAAAUGGCUCUGUAUUAAAUGUGAUUUGUAUCUGUGGCUGGCAGAUAUACUUUGAUUGCUCCAUCAAAUUCUUAUUUUCUAGUAGUGAGCUAGAGUUGUCUUUGAUGUGCAAGGCUCUCCGGUGUCUGCAACAAACCUUUUUACCAAAAAUAUAAAUUACCAUACCCUUCCCUUUUUUUUUUUUUCUUGGUGACUACGUUUUUGGCAUUUUUAUUACUGUUGGCCACUUCAGUCUCUCUUCCAAGUAACUGUAUUGUUUAGUCAUUCAAUAACAUUAUAGGGUUUUUUUUUUUUUUUGGUGAUUAGCUGUAGUGUCUUUCAUUCCACCUUUGGCUAUUUUGUUUCAGAAACCAGCACGAAUGCUAGCAGUUACAGCUCCGAGUUCAGCCGCCGUUUGCUGAGCACCUAUAUCUGUGAGUAUAAAGGGCUUCGCUAGCAGGAUUGGCGAAUAGGUAUUCAAACAGAACCCUUGUAGCACUUUGAGGUUAUUAAAUUAUCCAUUCCACCUGUCGCUAACUUCCUCUACCCCUUGCAAUCCAGGUACAUCCCAUCUAUCAGCGUUAUUCCCUAAAGUAAAAUUCAAAGUGAAUUCAAGAUGAACUUGAAAUUUAAGGCCAGAGUAGUUGAACUAAAUGCACAGCUAAGAGAAUUUUUCCAGAUCUAUUUUGGGUUUAAAUGUAAAAUUCACUUUGAAUUCUCACUUUAGCCAAUGUGAGAUUUAUUGCAUAGUUCACUCUGCCUAUCAUCCUUCUCUAUCUCACUCUCUUCCAAAUCAGGUUUGGCAUUUUUGUCUUUUUUUUUUUUUUUCCCCUCCCUCAGUUCUGAGCACUAUUAACUGUAGGACUUUCAUGUGUUCUGUUUUUCACUCAUUUCUACACUCUAUUAUAAUCUACCAUAUUUUAUUUUAUUUUUCUGCUAUGUGUCUCACUUUGCAUUUUCUGCACUAUAUACAGGCAAAGUACUUGGCAACCUGCAGCUGAAACUUUUGUCCAAGUCCAAAAUGUAUGAAGAUCUGGCCCUGAGUGCUAUAUUCCUUCACAACAAUUACAACUAUAUCUUAAAAUCUCUUGAAAAGUAAGGCAAACCUUCUGAAUGAUAUGAAAUGUUUACUGCUUCACUAUCGGGGUUUUUCUUUGUUUGUUUGUUUUUAACCCCUUAAGGACACAUGACAUGUGUGACAUGUCAUGAUUCUCUUUUAUGCCAGAAGUUUGGUCCUUAAGGGGUUAAACAAAAGAUAUGUUGCUCUUAAAUUGCUAUUUUUUUUUAAAGGACCCAGUCCAAUGAUCUACAUAAAUCAACUAACCUUCUAAUCUUAAAAAUUAUUGUAUUUAUAUAAGCCAGUCUGCAGAUACGUAGAUGAUAUUUCUGGCCCUGGCAUAAAAAAAUGUUUCUCUGACAAAUGAGACGGUUAUGGAACAAAAGGAAGAUAAAUGGUUCUCUGCUAGGUGAAGUCUGAUUGUCUUGCUUUUUAAGUAAAAAAACUAAAUUUAACACAAGUAUAUAAAUUGUUGGGAGGCAAGAAGUUAACUCCAUAUUGCUGUUAUUUUUUCCUAUCUCUGGUGGUUUCUAAGAAAAUGUUUAUUUCCAUAAGAAAGAACAAAAGAUAAUUAAGGGGGGCGGUGAGUGGGCAGCCUUUCAUAACAAAUGUGUCCCCUAGGGAGCGUAGUUUGCCAUGGGCUGAAUUAGAAUUGUAAGUGGGGAGCAUAUGAGUGGAAUGGUAUAUAGAUCUAAGUAAGCCACCUCACCUUUUAAUGCAUAUAAAUAUAGAACUUAUGUUUACAUUUUUAGUUUUGCAGUUUAAUAAUUUUAAAAUCAUCGAUAAGAUAACCAUCUCCUGUUUAAUUUUUCUCAUCUUUUUUAAAGGGGCACUGUAGGCACCCAGACCACUUCAGCUCAUUGAAGUAGUCUGGGUGAUGUUACCCUUUUGCACUUAGUGCUGAAAUGUAAAACAUUGCAGUUCCAGAGAAAUGCAAUGUUUACAUUGCAGCACUAAGUCUCCCAGACAGCCACUGGGGGCGCUUCCGGAAUCCUAGCAGACUUUUGGUCUGUUAUCUGACGCUGGACAUCCUCACGGACCUCCAACGUGAGAUUUUUCCCCAUAGAAAAGCCUUGAAUAUUGCUUUCCUGUGGGGAGGUCUAAUGCACACGCGGCCAUUGCCGCACAUGCACAUUAGGUCUCCCCCACUGUCUGAAGUCUUUGCUGGAUUCAGGUAAGUAGCUGAAGGGGUUCUAACCCCUUCAGCCCCGAGGGAGGGGGGACCUAUUAACCCUAUAGUGCCAUGAAAACUGCUUUUGUUUUCAUGGCACUAUAGGAUACCUUUAAAAAGUAAAACAUGAUUUUAGAAGCUACAUAAUCAUUACUGUGGGGAUUUUCGCCUUUCAGCCUUCUGACUAGAUUUAUUUUUGGUCGGAUUCACUCUCCGCUUCCCCCACUUUUCCUACACCUAGAGUGUGUAUCAAUGCACAUUUCAGUAUUAUACUUUCAUCAAGGGCCUUUUAAAUGAUUUGCGUUGCUACUGAAUGAGGGCCUUUGCAUGAAAGGUCUUCUUAAUCUAAGAAAUUAGGCACAGCCUUUGUUCUCAAUACAAUCUCUUUAAAUUAUGUAAUUCAAACCUAGUCCCAGACUCUAGGAGUCUGCAUACAGGGUUCUAUCUACAGCUUUGUGUGGGAUUGUGAGCUAUCAUGUUAAUAUUCUGUAUAGUUCUCAGUUCUGUCUUCCAGAUGCCUGGAAAUAGUGAUAACUAUGCAUGUGGCUGAGUGUUUGUGUAUGUCCUCAGAUCAGAACUUAUGCAGUUGGUUUCUGUGACUCAGAAGAAUCCAGACAGUCUAUAUCGUGAGCACAUUGAACAGCAGAUUCAGAUUUACCAACGCAGGUAAGUUGAAAUAAACAUCUAAUUUUCCUCAUAAUAAUUUCUACUUUUAAGAACACCUUUUACAUUAAUAUUAAACGAUUUAUACUUGAAGCCCUGCUUUCUUUCUCCAUCUGCUAUAUUUCACGCAAGCAUGAGAGUACAGCACAGAGGUCUGUGCAGUAGACCACAAAACCAUGGCAUUCUCUAUACACCUACUUGUGUGAUUUGCAAGCAGAUGAUUGAUUUCCAGGGCCAUCGCUAGCUGUGACAAACUUAACGACAAAAGUCAGGUUUUCUCAACGUCCUGCUUGAUCGUAAGACAAAGUAGUCCCUACUUUCUCGUACAUCUUUUGCCUGUGUUGGAAUACACAGUGUGCUGGCAAUGUCUCAUCAUAAGAGUAAGAAGAGCUCCGGGAAACCGGACAAGCUUAAUUUUUUUUUAGCCAGAAACCACUAACUGCGUCCGUGGCUGUGCAGGCCUCAAAUCUAGACGAGGGCUUGGAAUCUGAUGGCGGACCCCCCGCGCGAGACCAGCAGACAAUGCCCAAAUCACGAAAGCUGACCUGGCAUCAGCACUAGACAGCCUGUCUACCAAACUGAUCUAAUCCUGGCAGCACAUGGCAGAAUCUAUGAGGAAGGACAUCCAGGAGCUGGGAAGACGGAUAACCCACAUGGAAGAUAAAUGCGACGAAUUCGCCACGGCCCACAAUGACUUAGCCUCUAAUGUAGAACACAUGGCGGCCAGGCUGGAUGCUCUCGAGGGGAAGAUGGAGGAUCUGGAAGAUCGCUCCCGUCGCAGUAAUUUGCGCCUGAGGGGCAUCCCAGAGGAGGUCGCUAAUGAAGACCUGCCGGCGUAUGUGCGGGGCCUGCUACACGCCCAUGCCCCUGAGAUACCGGCAGAUAUGUUGCUGGUAGACCAGAUCCACCGCAUCCCUAAGCCCAAGUACCUUCAGGGCACAUUACUACCAUAUUAAGGAGCACAUCCUUCGCGGCAGUAAGAUGCGGGCCACACCACCGCCAGAUUACCCCACCAUCAAGAUAUACGCGGAUCUGUCAGCGGCAACAUUAAGAAAGCGGAAAGCAUUCCACCAGAUUACAGCUACUCUGAGAACGCACGGCAUUACUGGUUGCCAAAGAUGGAGUCAUAACUACCUUCGCAAACCCAGACGACGGUGCAAAGCAGCUGCAAGUAUGGAACCUACAAGUAACACAGACAGUGUCAACGGCCAAACCUGCGGGUAAUCUUACCGCGGAAUGGAACAAGGCCGCUAAGAAACAUUGAGACAGCCGGACCCUGGCCGGAGGAGAGUGGGACCUGCAUGUGCCCCGACCCCAGAUUCCGUAAGAUGGCUGCCUUGGAUGUGCCCUUCACGCCAUCUCCCUUGUGGGACAGAAUACUCCAGAUGGAUGGGCGGUCGGGUCUGGGGUUCCCCGCCGACCCCGUGACGAGGCACGAGCAGAGCGGGACCCUCUGCGGGGACCCCCGGACCGGGCUGCACGAAGGAGGUAAGGGCUCUCCCUGUUCCCCUGCUGGUCUCCCCCUGCCCGGUGCUCGGCUCCCCCGGGACUAUGAACUGAUCGAGAGGCGGCAACGGACAAGUGACUCGCCGCACGGCAUAAUAAAUACUGGAUCCGGACACUGCCAACAGGUUAGCGGACUUACAGCUGUCCUCCGCCCACCUGCAUGCAUGUUAGACUAUGUACAUAAUAGGGUACCUAACUUUGCCAUUAAAGAUUACCCUACACAAUAUCACUCUACCCACUCCUCCAAAUCCAGAGGUGUUUCCCUGUUAAUCCAUGCAUCAAUAUCAUUUGAACUUCUGCUUUUAUAAAAGGUAUUAUACAUUAUAUUGCACUGUAGAAUUAAUGAUGUCAUCUAUAAUUUGGUGGGAAUAUAUAGCCCCAAUGAUAACCAGGGGAAUUUUUUGCGGAAAGUGCUUUCUAAAAUCCCUAUUACGCAGACCAGAGACGUACUUACUAUUAGUGCUGCCGAGAGGCUUCCCAAAAGCCACUCUACACCUCAUGUGUCAUAUUAUCAUUACAGCCCUGGCGGCAAUAGGAAAGAUGUGGCUCAGGGACCUUUCGCCAGAUAUUGGGCAAUGCUUGAGUGAGGUAGACAUCACAAAAUGGUACGAGAUAGAAGUGAGACGCCUAAGACCCAAGGGGGAGUUCUGGCGGGCAGCAUGGGACCAGUGGGAAAUUUGAUGACAACAGAACCUAAAGUCUUUUAAAUCACAGCGGCUUUAAACCCUUAACACAUACUUCUACUAUCAGUAGACUGACACACCUUCCCCAUACUUAACCUCUACCUAGUUUGCCCCCUCCCCUAUCGCCAGAGGACGGGAACAACAUAAACAGGACAUGAAUGUCCAUGGAGUUGACAUAAGAGUGACGAUACCCGGGGCUCCCCAUGUAUUGGUGAUAAAUGACAGUUAAAUGAGUAAGGGGAAGCAAGCUUGUUAUAUACUUGAUCCACUUUGGAAGGGUGGCGGAAUUAACCCUGGGUAUUGUCUGUAAUGUCUGAACAGUACAUCCCUUUCUCUUCUGUACCCUUUCCCAAUGACCUCUUAAAACUCAAUAAAAUAUUGAAACAAAAAAAAAUAAAAAAGACUUUUAGAAGAAACUUCAGGUGUGCCAGGAUAUUUCUUUUCUUCAACUUGAUGUCUUCAGGGAUUGACCCUGCUUUUCGGGAGCACCCUGCAGGAAGUAUUACCUUUUUUUGUGUGUGUGUGUGCAUUUUUCUUUUUCUUUUUCUUUUUUUUUUGCAACAACUGGAAUUCCAAUUUAGUCAGAAUGAGUAUUUCAUAAUUACUUUAUCUUGAUAAAAUACUCUCAGAAAACUAAUUUCUCAUGACUUACCAUUCCUUCUCGUUUUGUUGAACCGCUGUGACGUUUGUUUAUUUAUACCUGUAGUAGAACUUGCUUUUAAUCAGGAACAUAGCUGACAUCACUCCUAUUAAAAAAAUGUAAAGAAUCAGGAUUUUCAGCUGGCUUCUUUUGAAUUGAUAUAUGAAUGGCAAGCAAUCCCUCUUGUUAACAUAUGACAUAAUGCUCUCAGCCAUUUAAUACAGUCUAAUGCUCAUAUAAUUUGUUCUGAUCAUUCUAAAAUGUGAACUUCCUCAUUAGCAUAAGAAUUCAGAUCAGGAUGAUCAAGUGUACCCGAGUGUCUAUCGCUAUAGUUGCACAGACUAGCUCCGAAGCUUCAAAAUUUCUCUCUAUGCCUGCCUUUAUUGGACUCGACUGUGCUCCCCUACCCAUUAAGCCGGCAACCCUUCAGACCUUAUCUUCUUAAUCUUAUUAAUUGUAAGUCUUGUUUUAACUAGUGUACAGUGCUGUGGAAUAUGUUGGCGCUAUAUGUUAUAUGUUUUUUUUGUUUGUUUGUUUUUUUCGUGUGCAGAGAUGGCUGCAAGAAUUCUACGAUUUAAGCGCAUCCGUGUAUUUUGUGCCAUGAUAUAUAUAUUUUUCAUUUAUAAAUGUUUCUUUUUUCACAAACGAACAUCAUGUAAUACUGUACAUUGUUACCAUAAAUUGGGAUAUAGUGACUAGUACUUCAGCAAGGGGAAUCAGGUUUUUGAAUGUGUUAAAUGACACAUUAAUGCCACAACUGGUACAAUCACCAACUAGAAAGGAUGCUUAUCUGGAUCUUGUUAUAACAAACAAAGUUGAUCUUUUGACCAACAUUCAAGUAGGGGAGCAUUUGGGAAAUAGUGAUCACAAUAUGGUAAUAUUUGAAAUAUUGGGACCGCUUCUAUUUAACAUAUUUAUAAAUGAUUUUGAAAUCGGCAUUGAAAGCCAUGUUUCAGUGUUUGCAGAUGACACAAAACUUACUGUAAAGUAAUAACAUGUGAACGGGAUAUUGCCUUGCUGCAGAGGGAUUUGGAUAGAUUGGGGGUCUGGGCACUAAAAUGGCAGAUGAAAUUUAAUGUAGAGAAAUGCAAAGUUAUGCACUUCGGGGUUAAGAAUGCACAAGCAAUUUACACCCUAAAUGGUAGUGAAUUAGGAAUAACCACAUACGAGAAGGAUUUGGGAAUUGUUAUAGACAACAAAUUAGGCAGCAAUAUGCAAUGUCAGUCUGCAGUUGCUAAGGCCAGUAAGGUUUUGUCAUGUAUAAAUAGGGGCAUAAAUUCUCGGGAUGAAAAUAUAAUUUUGCUUCUUUAUAAAUCUCUGGUUAGACCACACUUUCAAUAUGCUGUGCAAUUUUGGGCACCUGUUCUAAAGAAGGAUAUCAUGGCACUAGAAAAAGCACAGAGACGAGCUACAAAAUUGAUAAAAGGAAUGGAGCAUUUUAGUUACGAAGAAAGGUUAAAAAAUGUAAAUCUCUUUAGUUUGGAAAAACGUCGCCUCAGAGGGGAUAUGAUAACGUUAUACAAAUAUAUUCGGGACCAGUACAAACCAUUAUCUGGAAAUCUAUUCAUAAACAGGCUUAUACAAAGGACACGAGGUCACGCAUUUAGGCUGGAAGAAAGGAGAUUUCAUCGAAGGCAAAGAAAGGGUUUUUUUUUUUCUGUAAGAGCAACAAGGAUGUGGAAUUCUCUGCCUGAGAGGUGGUUUUAUCAGAGUCCAUACAGAUGGUUAAACAGCAAUUGAAUAAAUACUUGCAAAAACAUAACAUACAGGGAUAUAAUUUCUAAUUAGUGGGGUAAUAGCUGCUUGAUCCAAGAAGACAUCUGACUGCUAUUUUGGGGUCAAGAAGGAUUUUUUUUCCCCUAGUUUGUUGCAAAAUUGGAAGCGCUUCAGACUGGGUUUUUUGCCUUCUUUUGGAUCAACAGCAAAAACAUUUGUGAGGAAGGCUGAACUCGAUGGAUGCAAGUCUCUUAUCAGCUAUGUAACUAUGCAACCUAUACAUGAAAUCCAAAUUGACAUCAAUCAUAACACUCGGUUAAUUUACAAUAUAAAUGUAGUACUUGUUUGUUACUUUCUUAUGAGCAGACAACCUGAUACAAUUAUUAUUAUUAUUUAUAUAGUGCCAUCAGAUUCUGUAGCGCUGUACAAUGGGUAAAAAAUUGCAUCUUAAAUCAAAUUUUUGGGAAAGGGUUCACAAUUUGCAUGUCUCUGUAACAUAAUACAUACUCUCCUAAAGUGAAUGCACCAUAAAGAUCCAUACAUGAGGAAAUGAGUUAAGAUUUAACAAAAAAUUCUGAAUAAAAAUAUAAAACUUUAAAACAGAACAAAACACAGCACUCUUCAACUUUUCGAAUAUUUGUAACACUAAGGUGGGUGUUCACACUUUUCCGAGUAAAUGUUUUGGGUAAUAAUCCUCUAUUCUGGUAGUGCUACUAGAGACCAGAUAAGGUCAUUCCUUUAGAGAUCUCCUGUCAAUGUAUUCAAGUUGUCUACCAGUUAACGUUGGGUGAUAUAUUGCAGCCCCAAUAGUUAGAUCCUGGAUAUGUUGUUGUCCAUAGUAUUGUUCUGCUACUCCCUUGCCUACCCAAAUCCCUCCAGUGUUCCCCUCUGUUAGUAUGGUACAUAUGUCUUUUUAUACAAGUACAAGUAUCCGCCUAUUUUAAUCAGUGGUAAUAUGCUCUUCUCAGUAUUCUUUUGUUUUUUUUUCCAUGGUUCCCAUAUUUUGUCAUGUAUAGGUUGUUAUUUGAGGACCAUCUCAUUUCCUCCAUAACCCUCAAGUUUUCUAUUCUGGAUAACCAUGCCGCACGCAAAGGUUGGAUAUUGUGCCAUGAUAUUUAUGUGCUGCGAAAUACCUAGUCUCUAAUCCCUUCUCGUUUCUCCUGCAGCUGGCUGAAAGUCACAGAUUAUGUUUCGGACAGGAACAUGCCAGCUAUUCAAGGACAAAAGGUGACUAAAAUGCACGUUGAAUAGCACCUGCAUUUCUUUGUUAAUCCCAAGUACAUUUAUUAAAACCCUCAAUAUGUCUCUUUUUCAGCUGAAGGAUAAAGAGCGACAGAUGAUUAAAGAGCGUUUCAAAGUGAGAAGGGAGUUGGGCGGCAUAUGGCCUAAGUCAACCAUUUUUCUAAUUUGCUGUCAAUGCAAACACUGUAUGUUAAAAUCUAUAUAUAGGGCAAGGUGUAGGAACAAAAAAAAAAUUAAAAAUUGUAAACUAAUGCAGUCAGUAGAAGAAAAAAGUAUAAGGAUUUAAAAUAAGCAUCUAAAACGCUUAACUUCCUAGUAAUGAUCAUAAAAAGCUAAACCUUUUCAAGCCUGUAUAGGAAAUCCAUCUUUCAUCUGAGCUGAUAAUUGCAGACAGGAGCCUGUGUUCUUGUGCUGUAACAUCUAUUACAAAACACCUGGUGUGAAAUACAGGGGCUUGCUUACAUACAUCAUCGAUGCAAUAAUCUCCCUAACAUACCAAGUGAAUUGCAGUUCUCAGUGUUAAGCUUUAGAUACAAUGAAAUAGCUAGUUAUUACAAAUGAUUUAUUUAUUUUAUUUUAUUUCUCUCUCUUUCUUUCUUACUUUUUUUUCUCUCUCUCUUUCUCCCUCUAUCCAUCUCUUCCUCUCUCUCUCUCUCCCCUUCCAAAACAACUUUAGCUUCAUGGAGUAUUUUUUGUUGUAUAUAUCAUACCACCUCUAUCUAACUGCCUAAUUGCAAUCUGGAAUUCAAUAAAUGUGUUUAUGCAGCCCUAGUCACACCUCCCCUGCAUGUGACUUACACAGUCUCCCUACACAUUUCCUGUAAAGAGAGAUGCAAUGUUUAAACUUCCUUUAUUGCACAGUACUAUUUAAUUCAGAAUUUCAUAUCUCCUGCUCUAUUAAUAGCUACAAUUUUUCUGCAGACUGUGUCAGUUACAGCCUCACAACGAGGUGAGGUAUGGCUAGUGCUGCAUAAACAGAAACAAAAAUGAUUUUACCCCUAAAUGGCAGAGAAUUGAGUAGUGAGACUUUCAGGGCAUGAUCUGUACACACAAACCGCUUAAUUAUGCUAAAGUUGUUUAGUGCUUAGAAUUGUUUUUGGUACUUAGAGUAUCUCUUUAAUCUCCUUAGCUAAAAACUGAUCAGUAGAUCAGAAACAAAGUUAAUGUUUUGAAUAUAAGCUCUCAUUGCUUUUGUGUUUUGUUAAUUGUCAUUGAGCUAUCUUGGUCGUUUUAAGUAGAUUUCUAUUAGCAGAGUUCAAGAGUUGAGAAUGUUUGUAGCGGAUAUAUAGUCCUAUAUCCAUCCAUUGUUUGUGCAAAUUACAGGACAUCUAAAGUCACCCAGACUACGUCACACCCAGUGGCCUGUCAUGCAGCAGCCCUCUAAUUUUAACCCUCAAUUGUAAAACAUUGCAGUUUUGUAGAAAAUUGCUAUUUUCAUAUUGCAGGGUUAAAUGCACCUCUAGUGGUUGUCUUCCAGACAGUCAUUAGAGGUGCUUUUACAGCAAUGACAGAGUGACCAAUACAGCUCAUAGGAAAGCACUGAAUGUAAUGCCUUCCUAUGUGAAACAUUUGGAUAUGCGCUCGCCACAUAUGCACAUCAGUCCCUAAUGAGAAUGAUUGGAUUGGACAUCUGUGAGAUAGCCAGGUAGCAUUGCAGGAGAAAGAACGUGUGGCAGCAAUGAGGGUCCAUGUCACUAUACUGUUAGGAGUACAGGUUUGUAUUCCUAAUGCUAUGGUGCUCCAUUAACUAGCUAGAGUGACAUUCUAGCAAAUGCAUACAAUGUAAAUGUAUUUUUUUUUUCUUUCUAUCUAAUGUGGUCAUAGGGAUUUAAUGAUGGUUUGGAAGAAAUAUGUAAAAUCCAGAAGUCAUGGGCCAUUCCAGACAAGCGUCAGCGGGAAAGAAUACGUCAAUCCCAGAAGAGCAUUGUGCAAGAGGCAUAUGCAGCAUUCUUACGCAAGUAAGAAUCAGGAGGAUAUUUGGUUUUUUUUUCUAAUCAACAAAAACAUUUUGCUCUUUUCCCAGGAGCCCAUGAUCUACCUCUUGAUCAGAGCUCAGAAUUUGCACUUGCCCAGUAGCUAGUAGCGAUUGAGAGUUUAGCCAUGACAAGUAGAGAUUUAUUCCUGAUGUGUGUACCAUGGACUCUCCAGGCUUCUAGUGACAAGUAACCUUUAGGCCUGUCUAGCAGAACAGAGCUUGACAUUUUUAGCCUCCUGCUAUUGAUGUUCUCCUCAAGUUCUUUCUACUUGACUGUGUUGCCCAAGAGCUUUUCUAUUUUAAUCGAUUACCUUUUUUUUUUUUUUUUAUUGUCACAGUGUAAUUCAAGGAUUUAAAGACAAAACAGAGUUUUGGUAUUGGUGCUUGCACCCCCUAGUUGGCGUGUUUGUUGAAUCCAGUAUUCAACCGUAUCUCAUAUCUGCGUUCAGUUCAGAAAAUGUUAUUCUUCCUUAUGCCCUCUCCUAGUUCAGCCACCCUCAUUCAGUCUUGCACACUGUUUUGCUACUUCUGAGGUCAAGUUUAGAAAAGAAAAAAAACUCCAGGUACCUCUGAGUACUUCCAAGCACUCCACCAGACUCCAUCAUCACCGUAGUCCCCACUUCCAGUGUUACAGCUUGGCUGGGGUAUCGGUGUCCUGCACCCACCCUGGACCCAAGACCAGGAUCCAGCUUCCUGUGGGCAGACCUCUCCUACCCAGCUUCCUGUGGGCAGACCUCUCCUACUCCAGAGAAUAUAGUGAUAUAACAAUCCCCAGAGACACAUACAAUGAUACUCUAUGUUAAGGGUAGGCAGGAACGGGUAGUUUAUUGGCAGCCACAACUGGCCUUAUAUUCAGGUCCCCAUGCAAGGGCCACUCCCCCCUGAAUCUGAGAGUAGACUACAGUAAAAACAACCACACAAUGACAUUGGCUCUCAGGUCCAGGACACUCCCAUACACAAAUGAAAUAAUCCCUCCUCUGUGCCUGGGAGAUAAUUGGACUAGAUUAGUACAGUUCCUUGUUCAAUUAUCUCAAAGUACAGAAAAACAUGCUUUUUAACAGUACCCUGAAAGUACCCCCCAAAACCCAUGGAAACAUCACAAAAGUUACAUCCCCUAAUAGCCCCGAUCUGGGUGACCAACAUAUCCAAAUCACCCAGAUCGGUUUAGGGGUUCAGGAAUUUCCUGGAAAUCAUAGUUUUGACCGACCGCACGCAUGGUUCCAUGCCCAAAACGGUUCCAUGAAAUAAGCGCUAAUGGUCGGUCAACUUCAGUAGUCUUUUACAGGUUUCCCUGCAGGGCCCAUAGUCUGUGGGCAGGUGGCUGCAAGCAAGCUCCUCCAGGAGCUCGUGGCAAACUCACAUGGAAAGGGGAGUUUGUCACAACAACCAUCAGAUAAGAUGCGCUUGUUUGAUCCUUGACUCCCGUUAAGAUUUGGUUCUAUAAUACUAUGAAACACGAAGUGGCAAAAUUGUUGACCGCCUUCCUUCACUUGUGUGUCCCACCACUCAUCUGUCCUUGCUUUGUUUAUAAUAUCUUAUAGAGUAACCUCAACCUAGUUAUUACCUUCAAUUGGCUAAUUAAAAACCCCUGGUCACUCUUUGGAUUAGCCAGGCUGCUGUGGCUGUCACAGAUGGUUGCCAAUAUUCUAUAUAUUUUUUUUAAAAUUAAAUGUAAAUUAUAAUUCUUGUGCUUCUUCCUUUCUUGCAGGUAUGGCACUGGUGUUAAUUUCACCAAGAAUCCUGAUAAAUACAUUAAAUAUUCAGUGGAGCAAGUUGGAGACAUGAUUGAGAGGUUAUUUGACACAUCUGCAUGAAGAUCUUAACUUCCUUAUGAUAACUGUAUAUAUUAUAUAUAAAUAUUCAACCUCCUAAAUCUGUAUAUACACUAAGAACAUAACUCAUUAAACUCUAACCUCAUUUACCUGG
Messenger RNA from Pelobates cultripes (western spadefoot toad), 27073 nucleotides. NCBI's taxonomy places the organism in Eukaryota, Metazoa, Chordata, Amphibia, Anura, Pelobatidae. The record is from the annotation of a GenBank genome assembly.